CGGCGCUGCGGGCGAGGGGGGAGGGACGGGCAGGGGGAAGUUGUAAAGAUGGCGGCAGAGCCCGUUCGCUCUUCCCCGGGCUGAGGCGUUCUGUGAGGGUCCCUGGUGCGCCGAGAGCGGCGAGGCGGUGUCGGUGGCCCAGCAGCGAGCGGCGGCGGCGGCGCUUCCGCCAUGUCUGAGCCGGGGCACUUGGGGGUGAAGCGGGCCGAGUCGGCGCGUCUGCGGCGGGCGGAGCAGCUGAAGCGCUGGAAGGGCUCCUUGACCGAGCUGGAGCCGGCGGCUCCCGUCCGGAGCCGGCGCCGCGGCGGGCCCCGCGUCCGCUUCGAGGACGGCGCCGUCUUCCUGGCUGCCUGCUCCAGCGGCGACACCGAGGAGGUGAAGCGCUUGCUGGCCCGCGGAGCCCGCCUCAACACGGCCAACGUGGACGGGCUGACGGCGCUGCACCAGGCAUGUAUAGAUGAGAACCUGGACAUGGUAAAGUUUCUGAUAGAAUACGGAGCCAAUGUAAAUCAGCAAGAUAAUGAGGGCUGGACCCCACUUCAUGCGGUUGCAUCUUGUGGCUAUCUGAACAUAGCAGAGUAUCUGAUAAGUCAUGGGGCCAACGUAGCUGCUGUGAACAGUGAAGGUGAAGUCCCAUGUGACCUUGCAGAGGAAGCAGCCAUGAAGGAUCUGCUCUUGGAACAAGUAAAGAAACAAGGAUUGGAUCUUGAUCAGGCAAGAAAAGCAGAAGAGCAACAAAUGCUGCAGGAUGCACGGCAAUGGCUGAACAGGAGGAAAAUUGAAGAUAGGAAGCAGCCCCGAACUGGUGCUACAGCUCUUCACGUAGCUUCAGCUAAAGGCUACUCUGAGGUGAUGAGGCUCUUGAUCCAAGCUGGGUAUGAUGUGAAUGUCCAGGACAAUGAUGGCUGGACUCCACUCCAUGCUGCUGCACAUUGGGGAGUAAAGGAAGCUUGCUCUAUCUUGGCUGAAGCACUGUGUGACAUGGACAUCAGGAACAAGCUGGGUCAGACACCAUUUGAUGUUGCCGAUGAAGGAUUGGUUGAACAUUUAGAGAUGCUCCAGAAGAAACAGAAUAUGCUGCGCAGCGAAGAGACAAGAAACAAGCUAAUAGAAGCUGAUAUGAAUGGGAAACUUCAAAGUGGGCUAUUCAAAAACAAAGAGAAGAUUCUUUAUGAGGCAGACACUCUGAAAUGUCUAGAAAGGGAAGAAGAAAACAAAGAGUCCAGUAGCUCCAGCUCUGAGGAAGAAGAAGAAGCCGAGGAAGAUGAAGCUUCAGAGUCUGAUACUGAAAAAGAGGCAGAGAGAAAGGAAGAGUCUAUUGCUAAUCAUUCCAAUCAUGAACCCAGAACUCUAAUCACAGAACAAGUGCCACCACCAGAGCAUAACUCUUUCACUAUGGCUCCUGCCAGAAAAUUUACUCCAUUGCUCAACAAGUCUGAAGAACAAAAGGAUGAAUCUCCUUCAUCAUGGAGGCUAAGUCUACGGAAAACCAGCAGCCAAAACACACUUAGUGAAGGAAGCGUUCCUCGUGACAUGCCAAGAGAGAAGGAUGGUUCCAUAUAUCGUUCUUCUUCGACCCCUCGGAUUUCUGCAUUAUUAGACAACAAAGAGAAGGACAAGGACAACAAAAUCUAUUUUGCUUCAAUAGCCCCUCGCAGGUUAAACAGUGCAGGUGACAUAGAAGAAAAGGAAAACCGAGAAUCUGCUGUAAAUUUGGUACGGAGUGGUUCUUAUACCCGGCAACAGUGGAGGGAUGAACCAAAGGGAAAUGAAGCACCUGCAACUGGUGCACCUUCCACUUAUGUAUCUACUUAUAUGAAAAGUGCUUCAUUUGGUAGAAGUAGUGACCUCAGCAGUCCCUAUAUUUCAGCCAAUCGCAAUGCAUCUUCUGCUACCUCACCCACUAUUAUUGGUUCAUCUACCUCAUUGGGCAGAGAGUGGCAACUUGCCUCUUGCCCUUCAUCUGUCAAUUCUAGCACUACAGCAUCAGUACGCCAGUUUAACAGAUCCCCUUACAGACAACAAACUGACUCUACAACAGAGAAGAGCACAGAGGGCAUCUCUCCUAGCAUUCCAUUAAGUGUCAUAACAAAUCUCGCUGUACCCAGUAGUGCCAAUGGUGUCACAACUGCCAAUUUUAACUCAACGACUGGAACAGAGUCCUCUACUGGUGAUGCUAGGGAUCGGAGAAGGUCAUAUCUGACUCCUGUCCGGGAUGAAGAAGCAGAAUCUCUAAGAAAGGCACGAUCCAGGCAAGCUCGCCAGACUCGUAGAUCUACACAGGGUGUAACACUUACAGAUCUUCAGGAGGCAGAGAAAACCUUUAGCCGAUCUCGGACAGAGCGGCCCGAACAGCCAAGUGAAAAAUUGGAAAGAACUGAAGCAACGGAGGAAGACCGUGAGAGGCAGGCACAGACUGCAGCAAGGGAACCUGGGGAGACCCGCUCACGAUGGAACAGAAACUUGGAUGAAGAGUCUGUUGGUCAACGAUUGAGGGGCUCGGCGCAGCAAGACAAACCCACAAGCCCCAUCUCUCCUUCAUUAGCUCCUUAUCUUUAUUCAAGUUCUCACCUUCCCAGGACAAGUAGAUCUGUAUCUUCUGAUUCUGUGAACCCAUCAGACUUCCAAAGCACAUCUGCUGCUGACAUGGAGAAAAAUGAAUAUGAAGAUCAGGAUUUGGAUGACAGAACUUCAAACAAGCAGUCGGUUAGAGAGAGGAGGCGGCCGAAAGAGAGACGAAGAGGCACAGGGAUCUCUUUCUUUACAAAGGAUGAUGAUGAGAUGGAUGGUACUGAAGAAGUGAAAGAGGACAGGCAUGAGAGGCUUUCCAGGUUGGACGCAGCAAGCUCAAGUACUGGCACCAGCGAUGCCUAUGGGGACCGGCCCUCUGGUCGCAGUGCCUACACCAGAAGAGAGAAUCGCCUGGCUGCCCUCAGCAGCAGGACAGAGGAUGACAGUAGCAAGGAUUAUAAACGACUCUAUGAAAGUGCCCUGUCUGAAAAUCAAAAGCUGAAAUCAAAACUGCAAGAUGCUCAGUUGGAGCUCGUCGAUAUCAAGACAAAAAUUGACAAAAUAGCCCAGCAGAAGCAAGAAAAAACCUCUGACCGUUCGAGUAUGCUUGAGAUGGAAAAGAGGGAGAAACGAGCUCUUGAGCGGAAGCUCUCAGAAAUGGAGGAGGAGAUGAAGGUUUUGACAGAACUGAAGUCCGACAAUCAGCGGCUGAAAGAUGAAAAUGGAGCCCUCAUCCGUGUCAUCAGUAAACUCUCGAAGUAGUAUAUUGAACAUAGGAUGGGCAGAAAGAGGAGAUAUUUGUGCACAUGCUGCCAACCCUGCCACCUGCUUCUGAUCUUCCAGUUGAAAGAGCAGCUGGCAUUUCAGACACGGAUCAGCUAGCCCCACCCUUCACUGCUCUUUGCACCUUGCUAGGCAUUCCCAUAUUGCACAGUGCUUAUCCUUCCCCCCAACACAGCAUGCCCUGCCAUGUUUUAAUAUUUUUGGAAUGUUGAAGUAACUCAUUUGAAGGGACAAAGACUGGGUUGGCACCGUCUGAGCUGCCCAAACGAUCUGCUGUAAGCUCCAUAUCCGUCCACCAUAAUCUGAUGUAAAGAAGAAUCUACUGUAAUAAGUGAUAUAGAAGUGACUCCAUAGCGUUGACCCAACAUGUCUUAAGAUACUGUCUUGGAGUAGGAAUAAUGAGUGAAACUAGGAAUUGCCACUGAGGAUUUAUCAAUCUCCAUUCUGCAAUUUGGAAGUCUGCGGUGCUGGUGAAAGCCAUGAUGACUUAUUUCUCUGAGAGUCUGACAACAGUCACUUGGCUUGGAGAUUCGUGUUUUCCAUGUGUCUCAGUAGCUAACUGAUUUAUUUAAUGUAAGAUUUUUGAUAAUUUAAUUUGGGGAUCCAAUCACUGGCUCUCCUUUCUGUUUUGCUUCACUUUUGCCUGCUACCCUUUGAUGGUUCUUGCUGUUUUUUCCAUGGGUGCCUUCUUUGGUACUGUUUAAUAAUAACGUGAUCUUACAGCCUCUGCAUUCUUUGGCUAACAGUUUGCCCCUUGAUUUUUCAAGACUUCUGGUGGAAAGAGAGCUAACCAGCAAAAAGUGCUUAUUGAAUGAAAUCCCAUAGACACAAUGCCAAAAUACUUCUUUAUUAGCAAGAUGUUUGGUUUUUCUACAUGAAAAACCUCACAAAAGACCUGGGCAAACAAAUCACAUUUAUGUUAACUUGCCAAUAGAUACGCAUUCCCUUGAAUAGGUGAGUGUUCUCAGUUUUAACAACAGCAAGGUUUGAGGCCUCAAUCUUGGUGGAAAGUCUAUGCAGUAGCAUUCUAUGAUGUCUGAGAAUUCUGAUACCAUGAUCAUUUGCACAGUUGUAAGACAUGAAUUUGCAUUUAAUGAGGGCAUCAACAGCAGGACCUACAUUUCUCAAAAAGCCAUUUCUCUGCAUACUGGAAAUGAAUGAAUUCAUGUUUAUGGGUUAUCAUGAUGUAACUAAUUUGCACGCUCUGUUCUUCUGGAUACUACAGAGAACCAGAUUUCAUCUGCAGAACCUGUUAAGGAGUUUCCUGUCAAUAUGGCAACUUGCCAGUGGACUUGCUCUGUUCUUUCCCUGCUUUCUUUUAAUUCUCACAAUUAUUUAAAAUAAGGAACUUUGGGAUCUGAGAAUAACUACUCUUGAAAGCAUACAAGUGGGCAGUAGAAAUUCAGACAUUUCAUUCAGCAUUUUAUCAGAGGGGGAAGGUGCUUUUUUGAUCAGUUACGGAUCAGCUCUGAGAUGAAGACAGAAUUGUGCAAAGAGACUCAGCAAGACUUCAUCUUCCUUUCUUACCCCCAUGCACUCUCAGAAUCUCCAGAGGGGCCCCUCAGCCCUUGAGCAAGUUUGAGGGCAUACCAGGGACUUCAGAAGGAAGGAGACGACGUUGAAGUCCCAUUGCACAAUUAGAAAUCUGUUACACUCAAAUAUGGAGACUCCAUAUGUUUGCACUCCAUUUCUGAGUAGAACUGUAUGAAUUCAGUUAAUAACCAGUGGAUAUCAUCUUUACAUAGAAGCACCUCAAAAGACUAAUUCAGGCUUCUACUAUGGUGAACAUAGCCUGUCCCUUUGAACAGAAACAAGGUAAACUCUGAGUUCCUAGCAAACUAUUGCUUAAAAAAAGAAAGAAGCACCAGAAAUAUUUUCUGACAUUAUGUUUCAUUUUAAGAACAGCAGAUAGUCAGGAUUCUGGAUGGGUCAGAUAAAUUAUCUGGUACAACCUCUUAUACUCUACUAAUUUUAUGUGUUGCUUUUCUUACAUCCAGUGCUUUUUUUCAACAGUUACCUUCCUACCAACCUUGUUUCAGAGCUAGAGAGGCUUGUGGGGGUUGUUUUAUACUGGCCACAACAUGCACUGAUCUCUGUGAGUGGUAUCUUCCAGCUCAAGCAUUCUAGCUCACCAGUCUAGCUGAUUUUACACCGGUGAGAGUAUUUGGCUGAACUUUUUCAGACUCUGCCAUGAAUAAUCAUUUAACAGCACAGAAGGAGCAAGCGUCUGGUGCUUAUGGUCCAUUCUAUAAUGAUCCCUACAUUCUCCUGUUGCCAGUUCUCACUUAGCAUGCAGUAGGUUAAGCAUAUCUCACAGUUUCAAUGUGCGGACUUUAAAAGACACAGACUAUGGUGGCUAAUGCAGCAAGGAUGGCUUGCCUGUGGCCCUGCAGAAGUUGGAGGGCUCUAGUUCCCCCCAGCCCCACACAACAUGGCCAGGGAUGGUGGGAAUUGGACUCCAGCAGCAUCUGAAGGACCACAGACGGCCACAUUGAUACAGCAUGAAGGAUGGUGACCUAUGAAGUUGAGACUUUUUAACGUUGGGAUUUGAUAUUUAAACUUGAAUUCUGUCCAGCCUGAAAUUAUGUGAGCAAAUUAAUCCUGUUGACAAGCCAAAACACUAUGAUAUCUAGUGCUACUGAAAGUAACUUAAGCAGAUUAUUUUGGGGGGUCACCAAUAUCAGUGUUGUCCUCCAAGUAUCCUGUCUCUUGACAUUCUGGGCUUCAUGUCAUGUAACAGAUGAUCAAUUUUUUACUUAUUUUAAUACAUAGCUUUGUCUUCCUUAGUAAGGCUUCCCUAAACCAAUCACCUGAGAACCCAUUUUUAUUCCAGUAUUAAACUUAACACUGGCCUGGAUUGGACAACCAUCUCACCUUAAAAAACUGAGGUAUGAAUGAGAGUUCUCUCCCCCCCCCCAUCAUGCUGUUAUUUUGUCCAAGCUGUGACUAAACCAGGAAUAACUUGGGGGAAAGCCUGGAUCUUAAAUCUUAGUUUGAAUUUGGUUUGACAAUCCUGUCUUGUUCCAAAGCUGGUAGCCAUAGUUUCACAAACUGGAAAACACUGGUAAAUAGAGGCCCUUGUUGAAACACAACUCACUCAAAAGGGAGCAGCCGAGGGGCUGUGUACAGGAGCAAAAUCAUAUCUUGAUUGAUUAAGCUGAUAUAUGAUUGUUCAAAUGCAGGCUAUUAUUUUAAUAUAAUGUUUUAACCAAGGGAGUAGACAAUUCAGGACAGUCCACUCAUAAGCAAAUUCAUGCCUGUUUUUAAGAAAACCCAGAGAGAAAAUAUUACUGCUACUGAAUUAUGAUUGCUUUGUACUGGUGCGUUUUAGUGUUCCAAUGGAUUUUAUAUAAUGUUAGUUAUAAGUGUGAAGUCUGCUAGAAUAUUCUCUACAUAAAGUACAAAUUAUGCGGAGAAAGCACUGCAAGUUUAUUCUGUGAGCUGUUAGAGCUUUUAACUGGAAGGCACUGGGUGGUUUUUCUUUAAACUCUUCUGCCUUACUGCUUUCUUACUCCCAGAAGCUUCUACAGCUCAGUGUACAUCCUAAGACGUACUUGCAUGUCGAAGGUCUUAGAAACCUCUUCCGCAUCUGUGUUGAAGUUCCAGUGCAACUUUUUUUGAUAUAAGAAGCAGAGCUUGGAGUAAGGAAGGAGCGGGUUUCAUUGCUUGCAAAUUGUGAACGCGAGGUUUAUGUGUGGUGGCUUGUUGGUCUGAAGCAAAGUUUCAGAAGAAGCUAGAGGCAUGCAAAAAGGGCCAAGGAAAGAAACAAAUGCAGAUACAGAAGUAGUAUUGAGAGCUGACAUAUUGUGGUUGAAUGCCUUGCAUUAAAGGAGGUUGUGUUGCACUGCUAAAAGACAAUAUGAAUAAUAUGGAUGAACAGCUGUCAUAUGCAGAUAACUCUUAACCAGUGGAAUGGAAAUGGAAUUUUAAGUGGGGGGUAGAUUUAGAGCUGCAAGAGCAUGUGUACUUGAUUUGAUCUGUAUUUUGUGACAGCUGAUGAUGCAGCAUCUGUGCACUGUCCAUAUUGAUUUACUGUUAAUGGAAGGAAUUAAAGAAUGACUCUAGAGAUCUGACCAGAUAUAAUUCAGUCAGUCAUCUUCAGUAAGUCAGGGUUUAAGAGUGCACUGUGUUUUAUCAAAUCAGCUAAUUUCAGAUUUAUUGGUGGUUUCUAGUCCACAUAGGAAUAAUAAUUAUCAGAAGCCAGUCUAUAGAAAUCUGAUAGCAAAGUAUUUGAUGCCAUAGGACUGACUUCUUUUAAGGGCUGUGGAUACAAUCCAGUCGGUGGUUGUUCAUUAGCAUUUAAAAGUCUUAUUCUCAUGGGAUAAUCAGGAAUGGUAAGUCUCACCAUGAUAUUUGCCAAUAGGUCAAAUCGUAUGCAACUCCCUGACUGUGCUUGGGAGACUUAACACUUGUUUUUCAUUAGGGAAUAGCUAGUCUGUUCCCAAGGCUGGUGAGCUUAAUGUAUGCCUGUAGAUGGUAAAGUGCAGAAUGUAGUCCUUUCCCCCACAAAGGAUAUUGACUGAAUAUCUCCCACCUGCCCUGCCAAUUCUGCCAUUACCAGGUGAGAGUAGGUCGCCAAGGCCUGGGAUUUACUGACAGUGAAUAGAAAUCAUGAUUGAAAUCAAAAUAUACUUGAGAGAUGAUUUCUACUGUAUCAUGUUUGCUUUCCCCCCAUAACCACUAUAAUUCUUUCUGAAUUAGAGAGUUGUUUGUGAGCAGGGUCUUAGCACGUUUCCGGACAACUUCCAAAUUCCCACUUUGAUUCAAAUGCAGAUUCUCCUUAACAAACAUGUCUCCAUUUUUUUUGAAUGGGUGUUCAUCUGUAUCUGAGAGUGAUCAUCUUUUGCUGGGACUCCUUGCAAGCGAGUCAGAAGGCAGAAAUGUCUCCCCCCCACCCCGAGAUAGAAAUUUGUCCUUUGCACUCACACUGAUGCCCCCUACUUUCAUCUUUGUUUUCCUUUAUUCUACUUCACUCCUGCCAUAUUAGCCCACCUGCUGCACAGGGCAGCUUCUCAACUCGAAGUCCAGCAUUUUUGGAUGUACUCCUUCCUUCAGCGAUGUUAAGGGGCCUGUUUCAAAAGGCAAUUUUAAGUUUAUUUCAAGCUAGCAGACUCCCCAAAGCCUUUUCCCUGAGCGACUUAGGUUUGGAUCAUGAUCACCUUCAUGUUUGGAAAUCCUUUUGCAUGAUUCUCCUAGAAGCAGCAUGUUCCAUGAAGGGCUUUUUACCAAGAUUAACUCCACAAACAGCUCACGGGUGAAAUUUAACCCAAUUCCUAGGGGCAAUUCUUUUCUUCCUCUGUUCCUUUCCCCUGACAACUGUUCUCUCUUUUCCUGGGGCAAAUCGGACCCUUGGCGUAUGUGACUUUCAGAGUGUUCUCAGUAAAUACUCUUGAAAAACAGCACAGCCCGAGCUGUUGCCACAGGGCCUCUUGUGUUGUCCCCUCCCCUUGCUUCCAUCAUGUUGUUGAGGAAUCUAGUAACAAGUCCCCUCUGCAAAUGCUAACUCGUGGAAAAGAGUGGUGUUAUGCACUUGGCUCGCUAACUUCCCAAGCUGCAAGUAUUCUGUACUUACCUGUUUUAAGGAGAGUUUUACAGAUUGUUGUAAAUACACUACUUGGAGAAAAGACUAGCCUGUGAGUGAUGAGAAAGAAUGUAUUUUUAUGCAAUUUUUUGAGUGGCCUUUCAAACUCUUGAGAUGAAUGGUUUUUGUUUUCUUGAUUGUUAUAUAGUAUUCUAAGUAUAUGUUUGAAAGUUUGGGGAUAAUAUUCACAUCUAUGAUGCUUGUAAACACAACAGUAUUUAUAAAUGAAUAAAGUGCUUUAACACAG
This is a messenger RNA of Podarcis muralis (Common wall lizard), 9122 nucleotides long. It is a transcript of the gene PPP1R12B, whose product is annotated as protein phosphatase 1 regulatory subunit 12B. Gene Ontology annotation, cellular component: A band; cytoplasm; Z disc. Gene Ontology annotation, biological process: signal transduction. The record is from RefSeq and is a predicted model, not a curated record. Lineage: Eukaryota; Metazoa; Chordata; Lepidosauria; Squamata; Lacertidae. Gene Ontology annotation, molecular function: protein kinase binding; phosphatase regulator activity; enzyme inhibitor activity.